Messenger RNA from Leptosomus discolor (cuckoo roller), 1309 nucleotides. NCBI's taxonomy places the organism in Eukaryota, Metazoa, Chordata, Aves, Leptosomiformes, Leptosomidae. The record is from RefSeq and is a predicted model, not a curated record.
UGCCAUUAAGAACAACGUGAUGGCAACACAAGAAAGUCAGCUGCAUGUUCACCUGUUCGACUGCGGGUCUUCUGGGCCUGUGGUCUCCCAGAUGCAUGAAGUCCGUGCAUACGGACCGUCUAAGCGUGAACUGGAUGGGCCUCACGCAGAAGGAGGUUCCUACAUCUUCCUUCAGGGCGUGCGGAGUGCCAGGCUGAAGCACACCGGGCUGCAGGAGAUCCCAGCAAUCCAGCUGGCCGUGGCUUUCCCUUGUCUGGACUACAGCAGUGGAGCCCUGACUGGUGACCUCUGUGAAGACCUGUGUGUGGCCCAGAAGCUGGUGUACAAACACUGCCUUUACUAUGACAGAGGUAAGAAGGUCAUGCAGGCUGACUGGAGAGGCCAGCCCAUCAUCCUGAAAUCCAAAAAGGAAAUCUUCUCCAGCUACCAGCAUCUCAGUAUGCUAGAGGAGAUGGAAACGCAGGAUAUUCCUGAAACAGAGCUUCUGCUGAUGGUAGCCUUGGAGGUCAAAAAUGUCCUGGGGCUAGAGCUGUCUAACAAUACCAUGGGGCCCCUGUGGACAAAGAAGAAGGGACCACGUUGGAAAGCGCAGGUGGCCAGCAUGUGGUCCUUGCUCCAGCAGGAAGAAUAUAUCUACUUCAGUUUGCUGCAGGACUUCAGCAAACACGUGCUACGAAUUAUUGGCUCUUGCGGACACUUUUAUGCCGUGGAGUAUCUCACAGCUGGACAUGCCUGGCACAAAACUCUUUUUCCCUUGGAAAAGGUGGUCGGUCCCUCCCUUGGCGGCCACAGAAGCAAGGUGAGAGCCAUCACGGACAUUGCGCUCAGCUUUCUGGACAUGGUGCAGCAUUUUGAUAAUGAUUUCUCUCACCGGCUUCACCUGUGUGACAUCAAACCAGAAAACUUCGCUAUCAGGCACGAUCUCACGGUGGUGGCCAUCGAUGUGGACAUGGCCUUUUUUGAACCCAAAAUGCGGGACAUCCUCGAACAGAACUGCACGGGAGACGAAGACUGUAAUUUUUUUGACUGCUUUUCGAAAUGCAAUCUGAAAAUCAGAAAAUGCGGAGCGCAGCGAGCCAAUAACAACUUGCAAGUCAUUUGUGACAAAAUAUUCCGGCGCUGGUUUUCCCCAAAUCUCAGAGGCCCGUCGGUUUCCUUCCCCGGGCAGCCGGAGCUGCAGAAGGCUGUGCAGGAGUGCGCCGAGCCGGGGCACGGGGACGCUGCCGGGCACCAGAGGACUCUGAAAUCUCUCUCCGAGUUGUACCGGCUGCUUCGGGACACUCAGCGAGAACUGCAAAGGGCAGAGUAG